Molecule: messenger RNA, 6364 nt
Organism: Dipodomys spectabilis (banner-tailed kangaroo rat)
Lineage: Eukaryota; Metazoa; Chordata; Mammalia; Rodentia; Heteromyidae
Gene: Cit
Product: citron rho-interacting serine/threonine kinase
Exons: 49
Coding region: 61-6345 (2094 amino acids)
Biological process (GO): peptidyl-threonine phosphorylation; mitotic cytokinesis; actomyosin structure organization
Cellular component (GO): cytoskeleton; cytoplasm
Molecular function (GO): protein serine/threonine kinase activity; ATP binding
Source: RefSeq, a predicted model, not a curated record
GGGAGGCCCGGGGAACGCGAGGCGCAAGCUAGGCCUGUCUGUAGACUCUCCAGUAGGGAGAUGCUGAAGUUCAAGUAUGGAGCCAGGAACCCGCAGGAUGCUGGUACUGCUGAGCCCAUUGCCAGCCGGGCCUCCAGGCUGAAUCUCUUCUUCCAGGGGAAAGCACCCUUUAUGACUCAACAGCAGAUGUCUGCUCUUUCCCGAGAAGGGAUAUUAGAUGCCCUCUUUGUUCUCUUUGAAGAAUGCAGUCAGCCUGCUCUGAUGAAGAUUAAGCAUGUGAGCAACUUUGUUCGGAAGUAUUCUGACAUUGUAGCCGAACUACAGGAGCUUCAGCCUUCGGCAAAGGACUUUGAAGUUCGAAGUCUUGUAGGUUGUGGUCACUUUGCGGAAGUACAGGUGGUCAGAGAGAAAGCAACCGGGGACAUCUAUGCCAUGAAAAUCAUGAAGAAGAAGGCCUUGUUGGCUCAGGAGCAGGUCUCAUUUUUUGAGGAAGAACGGAAUAUAUUAUCUCAAAGCACAAGCCCUUGGAUUCCCCAAUUACACUGUGCCUUUCAGGACAGAAAUCACCUCUACCUGGUCAUGGAAUAUCAGCCUGGAGGGGACUUGCUGUCACUUUUGAAUAGAUAUGAGGACCAAUUAGAUGAAAAUAUGAUUCAGUUUUACUUAGCUGAACUGAUUUUGGCGGUUCACAGCAUUCAUCAGAUGGGAUAUGUACAUCGAGACAUCAAGCCUGAGAACGUUCUCAUUGACCGAACUGGACAUAUCAAACUGGUGGAUUUUGGAUCGGCUGCCAGAAUGAAUUUAAAUAAGGUGAAUGCUAAACUCCCGAUCGGGACCCCAGAUUACAUGGCCCCUGAAGUGUUGACCGUGCUGAAUGGGGAUGGCAGAGGCACCUAUAGCUUGGACUGUGACUGGUGGUCUGUGGGAGUGAUCGCUUAUGAGAUGAUUUAUGGGAGAACCCCAUUCACAGAGGGGACCUCCGCCAGGACCUUCAAUAACAUCAUGAAUUUCCAGCGGUUUUUGAAGUUUCCUGAUGACCCCAAAGUUAGCAGUGAAUUCCUUGAUCUGAUUCAGAGCCUGUUGUGUGGGCAGAAAGAGAGACUGAAGUUUGAGGGCCUUUGCUGCCAUCCCUUUUUCUCCAAAAUAGACUGGAAUAACAUUCGCAACUCUCCUCCCCCCUUCGUUCCCACCCUCAAGUCUGAUGAUGACACCUCCAAUUUUGAUGAACCAGAGAAGAAUUCGUGGGUUUCGUCCACUCCGUGCCAGUUGAGCCCCCCGGGUUUCUCUGGUGAAGAACUGCCGUUUGUGGGGUUUUCGUACAGCAAGGCACUGGGGAUUCUUGGUAGAUCUGAGUCUGUUGUGUCGGGUCUGGACUCCCCUGCCAAGACUAGCUCCAUGGAAAAGAAACUCCUCAUCAAAAGCAAAGAGCUUCAAGACUCUCAGGACAAGUGUCACAAGAUGGAGCAGGAAAUGACCCGGUUACAUCGGAGAGUAUCAGAGGUGGAGGCUGUGCUUAGUCAGAAGGAGGUGGAGCUGAAGGCCUCUGAGACUCAGAGAUCCCUCCUGGAGCAGGACCUUGCUACCUACAUCACAGAAUGCAGUAGCUUAAAGCGAAGUUUGGAGCAAGCACGGAUGGAGGUGUCCCAGGAGGAUGACAAAGCCCUGCAGCUCCUCCAUGACAUCAGAGAGCAGAGCCGGAAGCUCCAGGAGAUCAAAGAGCAGGAGUACCAGGCUCAGGUGGAAGAGAUGAGGCUGAUGAUGAACCAGUUGGAAGAGGACCUGGUCUCCGCCAGAAGACGGAGUGAUCUCUAUGAAUCUGAGCUCAGAGAAUCUCGGCUCGCUGCUGAAGAAUUCAAGCGGAAGGCAACAGAAUGUCAGCAUAAACUGUUAAAGGCAAAGGAUCAAGGGAAGCCUGAAGUAGGAGAAUAUUCCAAACUGGAGAAGGUGAAUGCUGAGCAGCAGCUCAAAAUCCAGGAGCUCCAGGAGAAGCUGGAGAAGGCUGUAAAAGCUAGCACCGAGGCCACUGAGCUGCUGCAGAAUAUCCGCCAGGCCAAGGAACGGGCUGAGAGGGAGCUGGAGAAGCUGCAGAACCGAGAAGAUUCUUCAGAAGGCAUAAAAAAGAAGCUUGUAGAAGCGGAGGAACGCCGCCAUUCUCUGGAGAACAAGGUAAAGAGACUAGAGACCAUGGAGCGUAGAGAAAACAGACUGAAGGAUGACAUCCAGACAAAAUCCCAACAGAUCCAGCAGAUGGCUGAUAAAAUUCUGGAACUGGAGGAGAAACAUCGAGAGGCUCAAGUCUCCGCCCAGCACCUAGAAGUACACCUGAAACAAAAAGAACAGCACUACGAGGAGAAAAUCAAGGUAUUGGACAGUCAGAUAAAGAAAGACCUGGCUGACAAAGAGAGCCUGGAGAACCUGAUGCAGAGACACGAAGAGGAGGCCCAUGAGAAGGGCAAGAUUCUCAGCGAGCAGAAGGCGAUGAUCAAUGCGAUGGAUUCCAAGAUCAGAUCUCUGGAACAGAGGAUUGUAGAACUGUCAGAAGCUAAUAAACUUGCGGCAAAUAGCAGUCUCUUUACCCAAAGGAACAUGAAGGCCCAGGAAGAGAUGAUUUCAGAACUCAGGCAACAGAAAUUUUAUUUGGAGACACAGGCUGGGAAAUUGGAGGCCCAGAACCGAAAGCUGGAAGAGCAGCUGGAGAAAAUCAGCCACCAAGAUCACAGUGACAAGAAUCGGUUGCUGGAGCUGGAGACAAGGCUCAGGGAGGUCAGCCUGGAGCAUGAGGAACAGAAGCUGGAGCUGAAGCGCCAGCUCACAGAGCUGCAGCUGUCCCUGCAGGAGCGCGAGUCACAGCUGACGGCCCUGCAGGCCGCCCGGGCUGCCUUGGAGAGCCAGCUUCACCAGGCAAAGACAGAGCUGGAGGAGACGACAGCCGAAGCAGAAGAGGAGAUCCAGGCUCUCACGGCACAUAGAGAUGAAAUCCAGCGCAAAUUUGAUGCCCUUCGUAACAGCUGCACUGUAAUCACAGACCUGGAAGAGCAGCUAAACCAGUUGACCGAAGAUAAUGCCGAACUCAACAACCAAAACUUCUACUUGUCCAAACAACUCGAUGAGGCCUCCGGGGCCAAUGAUGAGAUUGUACAGCUGCGAAGUGAAGUGGAUCACCUGCGCCGGGAGAUCACGGAGAGGGAAAUGCAGCUCACCAGCCAGAAACAAGCACAACUGAGUGGUACUGAUUUGCAGACGAUGGAGGCUCUGAAGACCACGUGUACAAUGCUGGAAGAACAGGUCAUGGAUCUGGAGGCCCUCAACGAUGAGCUGUUGGAGAAAGAGCGCCAGUGGGAGGCCUGGAGGAGUGUCCUUGGUGACGAGAAGUCCCAGUUUGAGUGCCGGGUUCGAGAGUUACAGAGGAUGCUGGACACUGAGAAGCAGAGCAGAGCAAGAGCCGAUCAGCGCAUCACUGAGUCUCGCCAGGUGGUGGAGUUGGCAGUGAAGGAGCACAAGGCUGAGAUUCUUGCUCUGCAGCAGGCGCUCAAAGAACAGAAGCUGAAAGCGGAGAGCCUCUCUGAUAAGCUCAAUGACCUGGAGAAGAAGCAUGCCAUGCUAGAAAUGAACGCACGAAGCUUACAGCAGAAGCUCGAGACUGAACGAGAGCUCAAGCAAAGGCUUCUGGAAGAGCAAGCCAAGUUACAGCAGCAGAUGGACCUGCAGAAGAACCACAUUUUCCGUCUGACUCAAGGCCUACAAGAAGCCCUUGAUCGGGCUGACCUGCUGAAGACAGAAAGAAGUGAUCUGGAAUACCAGCUGGAAAAUAUUCAGGUCCUCUAUUCUCACGAAAAGGUGAAAAUGGAAGGCACUAUUUCUCAACAAACCAAACUCAUUGAUUUUCUCCAAGCCAAAAUGGACCAACCUGCUAAAAAGAAAAAGGGUUUAUUUAGUCGACGGAAAGAGGACCCUGCUUUGCCCACACAGGUUCCUCUUCAGUACAAUGAGCUGAAGCUGGCCCUGGAGAAGGAGAAAGCUCGCUGUGCAGAGCUAGAGGAAGCUCUUCAGAAGACCCGCAUUGAGCUCCGGUCCGCCCGGGAAGAAGCUGCCCACCGCAAAGCCACGGACCACCCACACCCGUCUACGCCAGCCACUGCAAGGCAGCAGAUUGCCAUGUCUGCCAUUGUGCGGUCACCCGAGCAUCAGCCCAGUGCCAUGAGUCUGCUUGCCCCGCCCUCCAGCCGUAGGAAGGAGUCUUCAACUCCAGAGGAAUUCAGCCGGCGUCUUAAGGAGCGCAUGCACCACAACAUUCCUCACCGAUUUAAUGUGGGAUUGAACAUGCGAGCCACCAAGUGUGCUGUGUGUCUGGACACUGUGCAUUUUGGACGCCAGGCAUCCAAAUGUCUUGAAUGUCAGGUGAUGUGUCAUCCCAAGUGCUCCACCUGCUUGCCAGCCACCUGCGGCCUGCCUGCUGAGUACGCCACGCACUUCACUGAGGCCUUCUGCCGGGACAAAAUGAACUCCCCAGGCCUCCAGAGCAAGGAGCCCAGUGGCAGCCUGCACCUGGAGGGGUGGAUGAAAGUGCCCAGGAAUAACAAACGAGGACAGCAAGGCUGGGACAGGAAGUACAUUGUCCUGGAAGGAUCCAAAGUUCUCAUUUAUGACAAUGAAGCCCGAGAAGCUGGACAGAGGCCGGUGGAAGAAUUUGAGCUGUGCCUUCCCGACGGGGACGUAUCUAUUCAUGGUGCCGUUGGUGCUUCUGAACUCGCAAACACAGCCAAAGCAGAUGUCCCAUACAUACUGAAGAUGGAGUCUCACCCACAUACCACCUGCUGGCCAGGGAGAACCCUCUACCUGCUGGCUCCCAGCUUUCCUGACAAGCAGCGCUGGGUUGCCGCCUUAGAAUCAGUGGUCGCAGGUGGGCGAGUUUCAAGAGAAAAAGCAGAAGCUGAUGCUGCCCGUGGCUGUACUUCCUACAAGCUUCUGCCUGCAUGGGUUCAGAAAUUGCUUGGAAACUCCCUGCUGAAACUGGAAGGGGAUGACCGCCUAGACAUGAACUGCACCCUGCCCUUCAGUGACCAGGUGGUGCUUGUGGGCACCGAGGAAGGGCUCUAUGCACUGAAUGUCUUGAAAAACUCCUUAACCCACGUCCCAGGAAUUGGAGCCGUCUUCCAAAUUUACAUCAUCAAGGACCUGGAGAAGCUACUCAUGAUAGCAGGUGAAGAGCGAGCCCUGUGUCUGGUGGAUGUGAAGAAGGUAAAGCAGUCCCUAGCGCAGUCGCACCUUCCCGCCCAGCCCGACAUCUCGCCCAAUGUGUUCGAAGCUGUCAAGGGCUGCCACUUGUUUGGUGCAGGCAAGAUUGAGAAUGGGCUCUGCAUCUGUGCAGCCAUGCCCAGCAAAGUCGUCAUCCUCCGCUACAACGAAAACCUCAGCAAGUACUGCAUUCGGAAGGAGAUAGAGACCUCUGAGCCCUGCAGCUGUAUCCACUUCACCAAUUACAGUAUCCUCAUUGGAACCAACAAGUUCUACGAAAUCGACAUGAAGCAGUACACACUCGAGGAGUUCCUGGACAAGAAUGACCACUCCUUGGCUCCGGCUGUGUUUGCCUCGUCGUCCAACAGCUUCCCUGUGUCCAUCGUGCAGGUGAAUGGCGCGGGACAGCGAGAGGAGUACCUGCUGUGCUUCCACGAAUUUGGGGUGUUCGUGGAUUCUUAUGGAAGGCGUAGCCGCACAGAUGAUCUCAAGUGGAGUCGCUUACCUUUGGCCUUUGCCUACCGAGAACCCUACUUGUUUGUGACCCACUUCAACUCACUUGAAGUCAUUGAGAUCCAGGCGCGCUCCUCCCUGGGGACCCCUGCCCGAGCCUAUUUGGAAAUCCCAAACCCACGCUACCUGGGCCCUGCGAUUUCCUCGGGAGCCAUUUACCUGGCUUCCUCAUACCAGGAUAAACUAAGGGUCAUUUGCUGCAAAGGAAACCUUGUGAAGGAGUCUGGCACUGACCACCACCGGGUGCCCUCCACCUCCCGCAGUAGCCCCAACAAGCGAGGCCCGCCCACGUACAACGAGCACAUCACCAAGCGUGUGGCCUCCAGCCCGGCACCCCCUGAAGGCCCCAGCCACCCCCGUGAGCCAAGCACACCCCACCGCUACCGUGACCGAGAGGGCCGGGCCGAGCUACGCAGGGACAAGUCUCCUGGCCGGCCCCUGGAGCGGGAAAAGUCCCCUGGCCGCAUGCUCAGCACGCGCCGGGAGCGCUCCCCGGGCAGGCUGUUUGAUGACAGCAGCAGAGGCCGGCUGCCGGCGGGGGCCGUGCGGACCCCCCUGUCCCAGGUGAACAAGGUCUGGGACCAGUCUUCAGUAUAAAUCCCAGCCAGAAAACCAA